AUGAGCGAUAUGACUAAAAUUCAUGGUCUCAUCGUGGACCGAGGCGGCCAAACAGAGAUUAUUCGCCUAUUCAAAUAUCAUCCUGAUCAAGACGGGGGCGAAAUUCAUCGAGUGGAUAUCGAAAGGGCUCCGGAGGUCUUCGCGUUCUUUACGGAUGCUCUGCUUUCUUUGGUGGGAGGAGACACUGAUACUUGUUUGGCAUUCAAACUUUUGGCUCCAGCAGUAGACGGGUACAUCAGCCGCAGUGAUGCACUCGUCAUGCGCAUGAAAGGAUGUAUAUUAGUUGACUCAGCUCGGAGCUUUUCUUCGCCACUCCAGUAUGUGCAGUCUAUCUCCUCCAGUUUGGAAUCGGUGGAUAUUUUCACCCUGUGCUACAGCGCUGUUGGAGGGGUUUGUGUUCGAGCUCGCAAAACCAAGGACGCCCAAAUACAGCUGCAAGAACUAGAAGCCGAGUUUGUCAACCGUCUCUCGUUUGACUGGGUCUCGCCUGCACCACUAUCAGUCAAGCGUCUAGCGUUUGUGCAAGGCAGGCCAGAUGCUGAAAGUAGCAUUGAGAUGUGGCAGGCAGCGCGGGCUCUCGGUAUCGCACUGGUAAUCUUCGAUAGCGAGUGUCACUGGUUGCAGGACUCCCAAUGGUCCGAAUAUCGUGAGGCAUUCGUACCUGUCGACAUUACUCCCGAUGAAACACUUCCAGAACGAUUAAUCCGCAGUAUUCGCAGCUAUGGAAAAUCUUUUCACGGUAUCUCGACCGUGAGCGACGCUCACCUUGCGGCUGUGGCCAGAGCAGCCGGGGAGCUGGGCCUUGCCACAAAUCCAGCAGAUGCCUACGAUAUUGCCGGUGACAAGUUCCUUACCCGCAAACUCGAGCCUAGUAUUUCCGAGAGCUUCGAGUGUGCGACCGUUGAGCAAGUUCGCAGUCGUAUUGCAGAUGUCACACUUCAGCCGCUGAGAUUUCCUCUCAUUGUGAAGCCAUGCACAGGUUGGGGCAGCGAGUGCGUAAGCCGCGUUGAUAACGAGGCCAUGCUCAUAAAUGCGGUUGCGAAAGCAUGCAGUCGUCAUGUGGGUACUGCAGUUAAUACCAGCUGUGUCGUCGAGCCGUAUAUCUCGGGGCCGGAGUUUGAUGCUAACUUUGUGCUCUUGGAUGGCCAAAUUGUGUUCUCGGAGAUUGGAGAUGACUACCCCAGCCCUGGCGACAUGGGGUCGGUGGAGUCCGCCUCUGACUUUCUCGAGACCCAGGUUGUUGUUGGUACGAGAAGGAUACGGAAGACGUAG
Molecule: messenger RNA, 1272 nt
Organism: Sclerotinia sclerotiorum 1980 UF-70
Lineage: Eukaryota; Fungi; Ascomycota; Leotiomycetes; Helotiales; Sclerotiniaceae
Exons: 2
Coding region: 1-1272 (423 amino acids)
Source: RefSeq, a predicted model, not a curated record